Molecule: messenger RNA, 3086 nt
Organism: Rhea pennata
Lineage: Eukaryota; Metazoa; Chordata; Aves; Rheiformes; Rheidae
Gene: PIGX
Product: phosphatidylinositol glycan anchor biosynthesis class X
Exons: 6
Biological process (GO): GPI anchor biosynthetic process
Cellular component (GO): endoplasmic reticulum membrane
Source: RefSeq, a predicted model, not a curated record
AGGCCCGAGGGAGGACUCUGGCGGUCCUUACAGCUUCGGCACCAUUCGCCGGGGCACAACAGGCAUUCCGAUGAAGGGCAGCGGCAGCGUUUGAAGCGGAUCGCACUGGGGCUGCAAGUUGAGGAGAAACACUGUCAUUCAUUCUAUGAUGUCUUAGAUGUGCAGGCUAUUUGCCAGGAUGCCAUUGUCACACAACAGUUUCUGCAAGAGGGAUUUCACAGGGACCUAUUGAUGAAGGUAGAACUUGGUAAAAUGGGAGAGGAUAUAGAAGGAUGUACAGUGGCAGCUAGAACUCUUCUUCCAGCAGGAAUCUAUGUGGAUCCCUAUGAGCUGGCAUCAUUACAGCAGCACAACUUAACAAAGGUGGUGUUAAUUCCUGACGCUGUUGAUGUAGAGGCUCCUGAGUACUUAGCCACAGAUCUUGCUGUUCUUAUAUACCUGAAACCCGACCCUCAGUGUUCCCACUGUUUUAGAGCUGCCUUGCCUGUGCAUGGACGAUACCACCGACCAGCAGAAAACAAUGCAGAAGUGUUGGUUGUUCUGAAGAGUCCAGAAGUACUGAUCUGCUGCUGUGACAAUCGCCUGUUGACAGAGUGUUGGAAACCUUCUGAAGUGGAAGCUUGCUGUCCAGGGAGAAAAGACUACCCCUGUCAGUGGUAUAGUGUAAAGCACAAACCUGUAUAUGAGGAAUUGAUUAUGCACGUUCCAGUGGGGCUCAGACAACAUAGUUUCUUAGUGUGUAUCGUGACUCUUCUUACCACGGUCCUGUGUUCCAGCCUGAUUCUUGCAGCCUUGUGUAAAUACGGACACUUCUCCAUGGAGACUUGCUCAGAACAGAAGUAAAGUAGUAUGGAAUGACUGAGUUCAGUGUAGUAAAACUAAGAGAAUAUUGAUUGCAUCAGCCUCCUAAAUGAAUCCUACUCUACUAUUACUUAUUGGUAGUAUGUGAGGGUCCCAUAAUGGAUUAUGGUUCUCUGCCUAAUUCUUACAAACACCUUUCCACAUAUAAGACAGUUUCAGCUCAUCGUAACUAAACAAAGCAGAUGAAGGAUGAGAAUAGCACUGCAAAGAGCAGAAAUGACUUGCCACAGGCUAUGCAGCAACAGUCAAGAACAGAGUCUUGAUCUCUGAUUCCCUCUUUAACCUCCCCUGCCUGCCCCCCACCCAGAGCCUGCUUCAACUGUAAUGCCGUCUCUUGCGGAGAUGUUUGUAUUUCUUGAAUUUUAAUAAAUGAACUGACUUGGGAAUUGGUUAUUAAGGAUAUGAAAAGCUUUAUCUACUCAUUUAAAUUUCUGAAUUCUAAGCUUGUUUACACAGUCCAGGUUGGUUAUCUGUAAGUUUGUGAAGAGACAUUCUGUGCUUACUUAGGACAAUAAAAGCCUUAAAUAAUAACCCCCCCAACACACAUUUCCCCCCCCCCCCAACACACACACACAUUUUAUUCAGUGACUGGGAGGUAUCACAACUUGGUCAAAUAAAUCAGAUUUUAAAGAAGGCUUUGAAAAUUUGAAAGAAAUCUGGACAAAUAAUCCUUAGAAGAGGAGAGCUGGUGAAGAGAUGCCAAGUAGAAGCAAAUAUUUAGAAGACUUGCAUUCAGUCAUCAGAACAGUUGAUAAAUACAAGGAAAUGGAGAGGAAGUUACUUCACUAAUGGAAAAACUGAGUUGCUUUGAGUUGACAGAAGAGCUUGGUUGUUGUCAGUAGGUGGUGUUGUGAGCUUUAAGUAACUCAUAAGGACUGCAGAGAAAACAGAUUUUAUUCCUAUAAGCUCAGAAUUACUAAAAGCAGGUGAUUUUGGGUGGGGGGAUGUGAAUGAAAGUUCUGUCUGUCAGAUUCUGUCCUCCUUUUGAAACCUUUAUAUGCAGCCCAGACUUCUCAUCAGCAGACUAGGCUUUUCAUCAUUGUCCAGCUGUAGCCUCAGGAUCCCUGUGGACAUCCUUCCUGUGCUUCUGCUUGAAAUCAGAAGAAAGCUCAUCUUGUGAUUUUUUUUUUAUUUUUUUUUUUUGGCCCAUGACAGGUUGGCAAGUGCACUGACACUGGCCUCUUGUUUUCCCUUGACUGUGCUGAAUGAUGAUGGUUGCGCCAGGACUUCAUCCGCUACCUCAGUGCAUGACUUUUCUGCAUCUGUUUGGGGGAAGGGAGAAAUUAAAAGAGAACAAUUGCAGAGAGAUUUGGUAACAAAUUUAACCAUAUCAGUGCAGCAGCACUGUGACAGGAUAGACUGUGAAUCAGUAUUGUAACACUUGUCUCUGAGCAAGAUUUUUUUUUGUUUUUAUUCCCAUAGUUGAGUUUGUUCUUGUGCUCUGUCAUAUGCAGGUACAUAAUUCUAUGUUGUACUCUGACCCUUGUGCCAGCAACAUCCCCGUUUGUCAUUCAUCUCUGGCAGAUCUUUUUGCUUCUGAAAGCUCAUAUCAAUUGGAUAAUAUCAAUUGAAAAUCAGUUUGAAUUACUUAGGUAAAACAAGCUGCCUAAUAUCCUAGUCUAGCAAAAGGAAACUGAUUUCCUUGUGACAAAUGAGUAAAAUAUUGCUAUGACAAAAUAUGAAUAGUGGAUGAUUUAGAAAUCAGUACAAGUGAUGUGGUGAGAAUGGAAGCCCAUAUUAGUGGUAAGCUAUAGUAAAAGGAAACUGAAGCAGGAGGGGCUUGAAUUACAGAGGGCUUAGCACAAUCAGUUCAGAACAAAUAGAUGAUAUCAGAGCAGUUCAAAAGUGGCUGCUACUGGAGGAGACUUCAGGGUGCUAUUCAGUUUGGAGGGCACCUGGCUUACUAAGUGUAUGUAACAUCCUUCAGGAUCCACUGAUCAGCUUCUAGACUGAGCCUGGGUAAUACUGAUUCUCACUGAUGUAAAAUAUGAGAUUAAAAAAAAAAAUUCUCAGUGUAUAUUUUUUGCUGUGGUGAAUAGCAGUGACUUGCUGUUUUUAAAUUCAUAGUAGUUGUGGUAUAAAAAUACAGUAGACAGGAUCUUCUCUAAAAGCUGUAACUAAGUAUACUAACCACUGUAAUGUUAAGAAUGAUGGAAUUUGAGCUCCAAGUUAAACUUUCUGUCCUUUGCCAGCGCUUACUGUCAUUAAACAAGCAUUGCAAUCAA